AAGAAACAAUGGAGCCUAACAACAAUCAAAUACCAUGCAUCAUCUUCUUGUUUUCUCUCAUCUUCUUCGCUGCACAAGGCGUAUGUGUGCCACGCAACUUAAUGCAGUCUCUCGGACCCUCUCCACAACCAAGUCCUUCCACACCCCCAAUUAGCCAUAUAUCGGCCCCAUCGGGAGCCUUAAGUAAUCCACCGGAGUCUGCACCAACAUUGCCACCCUCCCCAAUGCCAAUGCAGGAAAACCUUCACCCCUCUACCCCACCAAAUUAUACACCACAUCAAACUCCUUCUUCAUCUCCAGUUGGCCAUAUCACAGCCCUAACUCCCGCCUUGAAUUCUCCAUCAGAGUCUGCACCAUCCUCCCUACAGGCACAAUCAGAUUCACCAAUAAGCCAUAACUCAGUCCCAAAUCCCACUUCCGAGCCUUCAAAUUCAAUGCCUCCAUCUUCAAACCAAUUCUCAAUCCUUGCUCCAUCUCAAAAAACUAUCAAUCUCUCUCCAGAAUCCUCAAAUUCUCUCAGUCCCCAAACAGAUAUUCUCAGAUCAAGUCCACCUAGCAACCCACCGUCAAUACCUGCAUCAAUGGAUCCUGCCAUAAAAAAAAUAUGCGACUCCACAGACAAUCCUGCUCUUUGCCUUUCCACUCUUGCUCCAUUUCUAAGUGACAAGACUGACCCCAUUUCAGUGCUUGAAAUGGCAAUCAAGGCUUGCACUCAACAUGUAAAGGAUGCAAUAGCCAUGGCUUUAGUUCUCACUAAUGUGCAUAAGGCUAGUACUGAUUCUGGCAAUAUCCCUAUUUUCAAAGACUGUACAGAAAUGUACAAUGAUGCUUUAGAUAACCUUCAGAGUGCAAUGGAUGCAAUUCCAGCUCGUGACAUUGGCACAAUCAAUACCAUGCUUAGUGCGGCUUUGACAGAUUUUGUGACCUGUGAGGAUGAAUUUAGUGGAGAAACUUCCGAAUUAUCCCCUUAUGAUGACAAGGGUACCAAGAUGGCUAGCAAUUGCCUUGCCAUCGCUUCCUUAAUUAAGUGAUUUUUUUUUUUGGGGGAUUAAGGUUUUGGUGUUUCUGGUUUUGGGCUAACGAAGCUUGGUUGUUGUUAAUUAGUUGUACAUGUUCCUCUUUGUAAGAGAGAGAUCAGUUAGGAUUCAUGUUAAGUGUUCCAUAAAAAAAGAAAAA
Molecule: messenger RNA, 1176 nt
Organism: Quercus robur (English oak)
Lineage: Eukaryota; Viridiplantae; Streptophyta; Magnoliopsida; Fagales; Fagaceae
Product: vegetative cell wall protein gp1
Exons: 1
Coding region: 9-1031 (340 amino acids)
Biological process (GO): negative regulation of catalytic activity
Molecular function (GO): enzyme inhibitor activity
Source: RefSeq, a predicted model, not a curated record